AUGUUCUCAUUAUCCAGAUCGCACAUAAGGGGUGUACCUAUACGCCACUCGCGCACCCAAACAAGCCGAUGUCUAAGCAGUUUGGCCUCCUCGAGCGACGCUCUAUCGGUACCGCCUCCAGAAAGUCGUUAUGCCCGGCUUUCCAGGUUUUGGCUGGCUUCUGGUGGCCUCACCGCGACCGAAGGCGAGGAUUCCCAUGAGAAGCUGAUUCGGGCCGGCUACCUUCGCCAGUCUCAAGCAGGGAUAUUUCACAUGCUUCCACUUGGCCAAAGGGUACAAGAAAAGCUGGAAAAUCUGAUCGACAAGCACAUGCUGCAGCUGGGUGCCUCCAAGGUCUCACUUUCAGCCAUCUCUUCCCAGGCGCUAUGGCAACAGACCAAUAGGCUUGAAGGCUACGGCCCAGAGUUGUUCCGUUUCGUUGACCGAAAGGACGUACCGCACCUAUUAGCCCCAACGCACGAAGAGGAGAUCACUUCUUUGGUGGCCAAGACAGUCAGGUCUUAUAAAGGUCUUCCCCUGCGACUUUACCAGAUUGGCCGCAAAUAUCGGGAUGAGAUUCGCCCACGCCACGGUGUGCUGCGUUCAAGGGAAUUCAUCAUGAAGGACCUCUACACCUUUGACUAUUCGACUCAGACGGCUCUUUCGACCUAUAAACAAGUACGCGAGGCUUAUUCUCGCCUCUUUGACGAGUUGAAAUUGCCGUAUGUGGUUGCAGAAGCCAGCUCCGGCGACAUUGGGGGCGACUUAAGUCACGAGUACCAUCUUCCAACUGCGAUUGGAGAGGACAAUGUGAUCAGCUGCGACAGCUGUGAGUACGUCGCGAACGAGGAAAUCGCCGUUGCACGUACCAUUUCUUCGGAUAGCCACGCUCCCACGGGAAGCGAGACAGUACCUCCUGCCUUUCGCGUAUGGCGUGGUAUAUCCAAAGACAGGACAACACUCGUCAACGUUUGGUAUCCAGCUGCCUUCUCCGAUGCCGAAAUCAAUACGUACGCUAUCAAAUCGAUAUUGCCAGAGUUGGACUCUAGCUUGGAAGACCCGGCAACAUGCUGGGAGUCCGCGCUUGCUUCGGCCAAACCCGCCGAGUCUGGACAACGACUCCAAUUGUUGAAUGUCAUUGACGGCAGGCUUGGUCCUCGUUUCGCAGAUACCACGAGGGAUGACAUGGAUCGUCAAAUGUUCCCACCACAAAUCAAUAGCAAUCCGGCUGAAGUCACGAGCAAACUCAUAACAUCGUCGGAUGACGGCGGCCUUCUCAACGUGCUCCGUAUUCGUGACGGCGACUAUUGCCCCCGAUGUUCAUCUGGCACGCUCAAGGUGCAGAAAGCGAUUGAACUUGGGCAUACUUUUCACUUGGGUACACGAUAUUCGGAUCCGCUUGACGCACGUGUUCAAGUCCCUUCCAACUUGGUCGACGGGCAACUCACCGCGAGCAACCCCGAAUCCAUGGUGAAUGUGUCCAUGCAGAUGGGUUGCCAUGGCAUCGGCGUCUCUCGAAUUAUAGGCGCCGUCGCGGAUCAUCUAGCAGACGACAAGGGGCUCAGUUGGCCACGAGCCAUCGCGCCUUUCGAGGUUGUCGUCAUCCCUGGAAGGAAACUGGAAGAAGAAGCUACAAAGGUGGCUGACUACUUGACGAACUCCAUGGGGCCUUUCUCGACGAUGGACUUGGCGCUCGAUGACCGUUCGGUGUCCUUUCCAUGGAAGAUGAACGACGCCGACUUGAUCGGCUACCCCGUCAUCGUCGUUCUGGGGAGGAAAUGGAACUCUGAUCGGCUUUGCGAGGUCCAGUGCCGGAGACUUGCCACUACUUCGCACGUCGCACUGGAGGACCUGCCAAUGCACAUCAACAAGCUUCUCUCCCAACUCUAG
Anthostomella pinea is the source of this 1869-nucleotide messenger RNA. Lineage: Eukaryota; Fungi; Ascomycota; Sordariomycetes; Xylariales; Xylariaceae. The record is from the annotation of a GenBank genome assembly.